AUGGUUGAUUCUUUCUUUAAAAGAUGUUGUAGUAGAAUGAAACUAUUUAUUUUCAUUUUUUUGCCACUUUUUUAUACGCUUACAAAAGGAAGCAUUAUUGAUAGAUUGCCGCAUUGUUCUAAAUCACAAAUUAUGGAAGGUGAAAUUAAAGAAACUAAUGAAGUGGGAAAUAAUAUUAGUGUUUUUAGUGUUUCACAACUUCAGAUGUCUUUAAAUGAUACAGUUUGUUUAUUAGUAUCAAAUAAUAAUGAAACAAAUAUUUUAUAUACAUUACAAUAUUUAAGAUUAGAACAACAUUAUCCUAUUAUAGGAUCAUAUAAUUUUGGUAUACCAUUAGUUUCUACAAAUUGUAUAUGUGAUUGCCCUGGUGGUGAUAAAGUUUGCUCAAUAUCCACAUAUAAUUAUAAAAAUUGUAGUAAUAUGGGUGAUAAUAAAAAUAUUUGUUAUAGAACAUAUUAUGAUUCUCAAUCAAAUACAGGAUGUUUUGGAUCUCAAAAAAGUGAAGUUUGUUGUGAAAUUUCUUUUGAACCAUAUAAAAAUUUAGUUUAUAAAACUAUAAAAGUAAAACAACCAGAUACAAUUUUAGUAUUUCAAUAUAAAAUUUUUGAAAGAAUCCACCAAAGAUGGAGACUUUAUGAUGAAGAUAUUUUUGAAAUACCAUUAAAUAAGGGUGAGGCAAAAUUUGAAUUAAUGGGAUAUAAUAAAAUACAACUAUCAGUAUCAGGGGGUAAACCACACAGACAACUAGAACCUGGAAUGUAUUUUUGGCAAGAGGGUGAAAGUGAUAAAUUAAUUCGUGGAAAUGUACCAAUAAAUGAUAUUCAAGAAACAUCACUUGACAAAUUAGGUUGGAUGCGUCAAGAAAAUAAUGGAUUUUGGAGUAUACGAAAAGGUCAAAUAAAAAUUAAAAAUGCUCAUCAUGUUGAUAUUGAAAAUUGUAAACUUCAAAAGUACAAAUCAAUGUUAAAUGCAGAACAAUUUAUAAUUGAUACUUCUAAUAAUAACGAAAAAAACAUUUCAUUAGGAAAUAUUUUAACAGAAGAACCAUGGGUAAAAAGUAUAAAUGUAGAAGAUGGAAGAGUAAUGAAAGUAAUACAUUCAGAAGGAAUAAGUAUAUUUGGAACUGUCAAAACACAAUUUAAACCAUUGAUGUUAACACAUUCUAGUCAAUUUUCAUCUUUUAAUGGAACAAUUCAAUUAGAUAAAGAAAGUAAUAGAUUUUUAAAUAUAACAUUUUAUGAAGCAAAAGGAACAGUGAUUGGUAUGGUAUAUUCAUCAGAGGAUAAAACAAAUAUAGAUAUUGUCUUUAGUGUUUUGAUAGAUGGAACUUCAACAAGGGAAUUCAAUUGUAUUAUAACAGUACCAGGAAGCGUUAACUCAACAAGAUAUGUCUGUUUUCAUCCAGCUGGAGAUGUUAGAGGACAACAAUGUUCAUGGUUACCAUAUAAAUCAGUACCACUUCCUGUAUAUACAGUGUCACAUCGUUGGGUAUCAAAAGUUGGAGAGUGUGAUAGGUGUAAUGAAAGAGGUCUUGAAAAUUUAUUUGUUCAAAUGGAUCCUAGAAAAUGGUUUGAUGGAAUUAAUACAACUACAGAACUUUUAAUGUUUAUUUUUGAAAUAUCAAUUGGUAUUUUAAUUGUUCUUAUUAUUAUAACUAUGUGUACAAAAUGUAUAAUUCCUUUAUUUAGAUGUGGUAUUUGUAUCACAAAAAUACCUAAAAAAAGACAUAUUUGUAAAAUGUUAAGAAUAAAUGAAGAAGAAGAUCAUUGUGAUACAUGUUUACUUCAUAAUCGACCACCAAUUACUAUAAAAAAACAUCAUCAUCAUCAUCAUAAUCAACAUCGUAAAAUUUCAAAUAGUUUUAGAAAUAAUAAUGAUCCUGAUGAUGAGGCACAAUUUUUUAUGACAAAAUUUAGUCAAGGAGAUAUGAUAUUAUUUAAUAUUACUAGAGCUAUCCUUGCCCGAAGUUUAUUUAUUAUACAUUCAAUUUUAACAAUUUGGCAAACUGUCAAAAUUCGGGGUGAAUCUUCUAUUUGGACAUUUGCAUUAAUUUCUAUAAGUAUAGUUAUUGAAGGAUCACAUACUAUUAUAAUGCGUGUUGGAGAUGAAAGAAAAUGGUUUUCACCAUCAAUUGCAUUAUAUAUAGCAUCUACAGCACCACCAAUAUGGUUAAUGGAAACUAAAAUGUGUGAAUGGAGAAAAGAUGAUGAAUUAAGAAAAGAAGAUGGUUUAUAUUUUCAAUUGAUAGAACAAUUAUUACUAGUGGUACUUAUAAUAGGGCGUUGGAUGUUACCCAAGGGUGAGAUAAGUAGAGAACAAUUAUCACAAAUAUUAUUGGCAUAUCUGGCCAUCUCAUCAGAUAUUGUGGAAUUUUUUGAUGUAUUUAAAGAAAAAGUAGUUUAUACAAAUUAUACAGUCCAACUUUUAGUACUUGGAGCAUGGACAUUAUCAUUAUUACAAUUUCCAUUUAUUUUAACAAAUACUAGAGCAAGAAAAAUGAGAGUUGCAAUAACAGUAACAGAAUAUGAUGAAUCAACAAUAAAUUUUAAUAAUAACAAUAAAUUAAAUGUUAUCUAUGAUAUAGAUAUAUGGGCUAUUGUAUUAGCUAAUGGUCUUCAAGAUAUACCAUUUCUUUGUGUACGACUUUUUCUUAUUUUUCAAUAUAGACUUGUAACAUAUACAAUGAUGUUUUUUAUUUGUAAAAAUGCUUUAAUUAUUGCCCUUCAAACAUAUAGAGGAUUUGUUUUAUUUAAUGAUAGAUAUCUUGGAAAUAAACAACAACAACAAUCACCAUUACAAAGAUCCUCAAGAAUAGAAAUGAAAGGAAUACCAAUACCUCAUCAACAACAACAACAACAACCUCAUCAUUUAAAUAGUAGUGGAGUAAAAAGAAAAAAAAGAUCUUCAAAUGGAAUUAGAAAUACAAAACCAAAAUAUUCACCUGAAGUAUAA
This is a messenger RNA of Strongyloides ratti, 2952 nucleotides long. RefSeq names its product Transmembrane protein 26 family-containing protein. Bases 1 to 2952 code for a protein of 983 amino acids. The transcript has 5 exons. The record is from RefSeq and is a predicted model, not a curated record. Lineage: Eukaryota; Metazoa; Nematoda; Chromadorea; Rhabditida; Strongyloididae. Gene Ontology annotation, biological process: syncytium formation by cell-cell fusion; multicellular organism development. Gene Ontology annotation, cellular component: cell-cell contact zone; extracellular region.